AUUAGAGGCGACGCAGCGGCGGGAAUGGCUUCCACCGGCGGCGGCGUUAGCUCCUAGCUCAGCCCAGACGGUCGAUUCAUCCGUCAGCCAUACAUCCCCAGCUGCCUCUUAAUCACCAGGGGAUUUUCCCGGCAGGGAAAAGCUGGCCGUGGCUCGCCUGCAGAGGGAAGUCGCACGGAGCAAGAGCGAAGGAACAAUGCGAGAAAAGCUGAUCCACGAGCUAGAGGAAGAGCGACGUUUGCGACUGGAGAGCGAGAAGCGUCUCCGGGAGGUGACGGAGGAGUCCGAGCUGGGACGGGCGCAGAUGGUUUCACUGCAGCAGAAAUUCUCCAGGAUGGAAGAGACGGUGCGGUCGCUGCUGCAGAAUCCGGGCGUCCUGGAGCAGACCGCUGUGGACACGGUGGACAUCAUGAAGGCCUACAAGGAUAAACUCUCCGAGGAAGUGCAGAAGCAGCACGAUGGCCCCGAAGAGAACGGCUCCCCGCCGGCGACUCAAACGGAGACAGGCACCGGGCUGCCGCCGAACGCCGAUCCUGAUGCCAGCCAAGCAGAAGAGGACACAGACAAGACCAAGCCCCUUCUGGAGCGCCUCAAGGCCCUCGAGGAGAAGAACUCUGCCUUGGCUUUGGAGAACGAGAGCCAGAGGGAACAGUACGAACGCUGUCUGGAUGAGGUUGCCAAUCAAGUCGUGCAGGCGCUUCUCACCCAGAAGGAUCUGAGAGAGGAAUGUCUGAAGCUGCGGACUCGCGUUUUCGACCUCGAGCAGCAGAAUCGGGCCCUGAGCGUUUUGUUCCAGCAGCGGAUCAAGCCCGCCUCGGACCUGCUUCUCCAGAAACUCCACUCUCGGAUCAUGGAUUUAUCUGCGGCAGAUUUGCUCCUGGAGCCAGAGAGAAGCAAGGCCUACUUGCUUUCCAGGAGUACAGACUCUCCCUCCAGUGAGCUUCAGUUGAAUGGAAAGGCAGGUCUCCCCGUGGCCAAGUGUUUGAGCCAGCUGAGUCUGACGGUGCCAGCUCCUGUGUACCCACGCAGCAGCUGCAGCAGUAGUGAGCUGUCGCUGUCAAGUGCAUGCAGUGAAUUCUCCAGCGGCUCGUACACCUGGAAUGAUGGACGCUCCUGUGGGAAAAUGUCAUCUCUGACCUGGGAGAAGAGGCUGAGUUUGGGUUCGUCAGCACCCAGCAAUAUCUGUGCCGCCCUGGAGGAGCAGCAGCCCACGAGACGCAAGGAGAGCCACAUAUUAGAGGGACUGAGAAAGCUUCAGAGGAGGAAACACAGGAGCUCCUCUGCUUCAUCCAAGGUCUCCAAGUCAGGCUACAAAGACUGCAUGAACUCCAAUGAGGGCAUCUACUCCCUGGGCAUCAAGAGUAGCAGUAAAGGGGUGUCCAAACCUAACCAUGUGGGUAGAGCUUUAGCUGCUGGGGGCAAGAGGUUCACUUAUGAUUCUGAUGAUGCUGAUGAUGAAUUGGCACAUUCCAGUCGUGGAGAUGACAUCCCCACCAAAGAUGGCUGGUUUUAUUGUAAGAGGCUCUCCCACAGCAUCUCAGACAGUUUGUGCAGCUGGGAGGGGGUACAGGACAGUGGAGGUGGAGGUGAUGGUAGCUCAGGUCCUGUGGAUAUGAAACACCCUUCUGGCUAUGACUCAAAAGAGCGUCCUGAAAAACUUCUGAGUUUCAUCAACAGUUGUCUCCCUGAGGGAGGGCGGACAUCAGCUUUUACUAAACCAUCCGUGCUGCACUUCAACCCUUCUGAUCCAAAGGGUCCAAAUCACGUCUCUGAUGUGGAUGAUCCAGAGGAACUCAACUCUGAGUCCAGUGACAUCCGAAUGUCCUUCAACCAGCCACCAGAGCAAGCAGAGAGGGACUCAAAGAGACUGUCAAGAGACGCUGCCAAGCUGCUCACACAACAGUGGUUGAGAAGAGACCAGGGACGCACCCAGUCUGCAGAUGGGAGGCCCAGGCCUUUCAGUCUAAUUAAGGAGCCCAAAGUUGCCAAGUGUACUCAGUCUGAGGAGAGCAUUUUAGCAAUAUUUGAUGCAGAAGGGGAACCUAUUGAACUGUGUGCUCAGAAACUCCCAGUAGGUGCUGGGCCUCAAAAUGACAUUAAAGGUAGCAAGGUGGUUGCUGAUUACUCAGAACUCGUUCCCCAAGAGAGGCCAAUAAAACAAAAGUCCGGAAAUGCAAGAAACUACACUGUUCUUGAAUCUCCGGAGAAGCUAUCUGAAUAUCAAAUUAGGACUAGCAAAACAAGCAAAAGCAGAGAGGGCAGUGCAGAGAGGAUGUCAAUGCAGCUGACGCCACAGAGGAAACUAAUUAAACCACCAAACAGCCGAUCUCAUAAAGGCCAUUCCAUCCCUCCCAUGAACGAUUCUGCUGGUCCCAAGUCCAGUGGUUCAAAGAUACCUGGUCGUAACAAACCGUCUGGAUCCCCGCUGCGAUUGUCUAAGGGCUCCUCCACUGAACCAACGAACAGUGGAAACUCAGGACCCUCUGGUCAGGAGAAAUCCCCCUCCUCUCCAGCAGUCAAAAUAUCCAGGUUCAUCAAGGCACCGGGAACCUGCACACAGAGCCCAAAGGCAGUGAACUACAAGCUCCCUAACAGGUCCGAAUUUAACAAGAGCUCCUCCUCCAGUUCCCCACACCUCUCAAGGAGGCACCUGGAGUAUGCUGACAAUGGCGAACAGCCAACCAGAGACAAACACUGUGAAACCAGCAAAAAUAAACUCAGGUCCCCUUCUCCACCCCCUCCCCCUGGCCGCACCACCUCCUUACUGAUCAGACCAAAUUACGAGGGGUCACCUCAAGCACAUAAAACAUGGGUGGCUCAACCAUCCACACCAACCACUGUGAGGGGCCCUCCCCCAAGUUACCACACCUCACUUUUACCAAAUAUGCAAACUACACUACCCAUCAAGGAUAAAGACUGUUUAGAAUUGGAUGCAGGCUACGGGACUGCACUUGCACCUCAGAAACUGGUUGACAAAGCCAGUCAGCACCUUCAAAAGUCCCCCGCCAUGACUCAGACACCUACUAAAGGCACUUCCAAGAGGAUGACUAUGAAAGACUACCUCCCUUCUGCAAACUCAGGGUGUGCUCCAGAAACUGAAAAUGCAACUAAAAGCUCAAAGAAUGUCCCUCCUCCCUACAGUGCCCUCAGAGGGUCCUCACUUCAGAACUCAUUUGCAAGUAAAAGAGGAUCAGCAAAUGAAAAUGUCCAUCACACAGUGCAGAAGACCUCCAUUAGUUUACCGAUAUCACUUCAGGACACCCCUCAAGGUAAAACCGAACCACCAAAUGGUAAAGCUGUAGUCAGCCCACCCAGCUCGGUCAUGAUUUCCCCUAACACAGCGGAAAAAGCCUCAAAGACUCGCAUCCCGAUGGGAUUUAAAGCAUUUUUAAAAUCUCCCCCCAGCCAUAAAAAUAGUGCCUCUAUACCAGGCAAGCAAGAGAAAGAUCAUAUCAACUCAGUCUCCAAGGAGACUGUGACUUCAAAUGUUUCUACCCAGUGUGACAGCUUGCAGGCAGUGUGCAUUGAUUCUCCACCCAAGAUGUCCGUUACAGAGGGCAAAGGUGAGGUUCAGUGUAGGUUACUGGAAGAGGAAGUUCAUGCUGCUGUGCUACCAGAGGAGGGGGACGAUAAAGGGAAAAGAAGCAGUCAGCUUUUCUCUCGAUCCAUAUCUGUUACUACCAAAACCCAUCUAAAGCCGGCCUUGGGGAUGAAUGGGGCCAAAGCCCGUAGCCAGAGUUUCAGCACCAACUACAUUGAGAAACCCAACAUCAAUGUUCUAGAUGGACCGGGAAAAAUCCGAACUCAGAUCAUCACCAACUCAGGUGAAAGGGGGAACUCUUUGUCAAGACAGAGCUCCUUGGAGGUACCCAGUGUUGGGUUAGCUGAGAGCCCUGUCCAUUCCCCCAGGACAAGGCUGAGCCACUAUGGAGGUAUGACAGGGUCAAAUAGCCACAACCCUUUCCCUGAGAGAACUUCUAAGUCCAGCUCCAAAGGUGAAGGGUCACAGGGUGCGGUGAAGGGGGAGGUAAUCACCUCACCUCCUCAAAAAGAGGUGCGGAGCUUACCUAUCAACGAUAGGACUGGUUUGAACAACAUCCGUAAACCAGCAAAAGUUGCCUCUCAUCCGCAGUUUCAGCCGCCGUCCUCUUGUGUCUACAGUUCAGAAAAUGCAGUGCGAGAGACAGGAGGCAUAGCAACCACCCCGAAUGAGCCAGACUUUAACAGAGAAGUCAAAACGCAGACAGAUUCACCAAACAAAGCCCCAGAUAUGGAGGAGAAAAAAAUCAGCCCAACAGUUUGCACUAUUGAAGAGAAAGUCAUGAUGGGAAUCGAAGAGAAUAUCCAGAAAUGUCAAGAACAGGAGAAGGUUGCCGCUAACGAGGCCAAACAGAAAACGGGCCACUCUCUGGCGAACUGGUUCGGCCUCCGUAAAAGCAAACUUCCGGCUCUGAGUGGUAAGAAAGCAGAUUCUCCCAAAGGAAAAGAGGAGAAGAGAGAGCUGAAGAUCGGAUCGGUGCUUGGAGGCAAACAGAUGAAGUCUGACAAGAGGAAGGACAAGAAGAAAAAUGAUAGCCAGCAGAAAGACAGUCAGGAGGUGCAGAAUCUGUCCGAGGUGAACAACAAGCUGAGCUCUAUCAUGGACCAUUGCAACAAUCAGAUGGGUCAGAUUGCCAGUCAGAUCCAGUGUACGACAGCCUUCAUCGGCAAAGACCAGUUUGUGAAGGAGCUUCUUGGCAGGACUGCCACGAAGGGCAACUCUGUGACUGCAUCGCCGCCUGGGAUCUCCACACCCAAGAAGCACGGCGAAAUGAAGGGAGAUGUGGAGAUCUGUCCAGAUACCGCUACCCUGCUAUUGACUCAGAAGAUCAACCUGAGGGCUGAAAAUGAGGAGGGACGCAUCCCAGACACAGCUUGCCAAGACCACAUGAUAGGCUCCGGCUGUCAGAUGAGAACCCUGGACAGUGGAAUCGGCACCUUCCCUCUCCCCGAUUCCGUCAACCGGGCCAGCAGUCGCCACAUCCCUAAAUCUGAAUCCAGCCCCAAUGGGGUGAUGGCUGGCUCCUCUGACCUCGACCGGGAGCCUCCCUCUUCCCACCCAGACCCCUCACAACCUGAUGUGAAAGUGCCUUCCUUCCCAAAAACCCGCCUGCAUGCCCCUACAAGCAUGGGUCACUCCCUGUCCGACCCCAGUGUGACCAGCAGCAACAACGUACAAGACACCCAGAGCCGCCUGCCCAAAUUAGCAACUUCAGAUGCUAUCAGGACCAAGAGGUUGAGUCUCGGUGCUCUUCGCAGCAACGUCUCUGCAGAGGAGCAGGAGAAAGAAGCAGAGAAGACGAAGAAAACCAGGGUUCAUGACAUGCCCUGUGAAAGAGCCCUGCAAGUGUGCACGUACUCGGGGAGCAGCAGCGACACCGAGACUGAACCCGAGGGAACCGGAAGCACUUUGGCCUCGCCGCAGAGGACCCUGAUCUACAGAGCCAAGAAGAGUGACUCAGUGGACCAGAACGAGGAGACCCUGAAGAGAAGCAGCGUGGAGAAAUCCUUGUCAAUCAUGGACUACUACCAGCAUGAUGUGUUCUCACAUCUGGAGAAGGACAGCAAGAGGAUUUCCCAGUACAACUUGUUGCACAAAGAGUCAUCCCUCGAUGGCAAGGCAGGAGACAGACUCAGUAAGGAGAUUCCCACGGAGAAGUCCCCCGUCGGCGCGAACCAGCCGGCCUCGCUCGACUUCUCGCUGGAGUCCCUGAACAAGCUGAACCACGGCAGCUCCGGCAGCCUGUACCCGGACACGGGCUCAGGUGGCCGCAGAGGCGACUGCCGCGCCGAUGUGGGGAAGAGCGGCGAGGACUGCUGCAAGGUGGACGAGCCCUCCUCCUCCAGCUUCUCCAGCAGGCCCGGGGUGGACCCCGUGGGCUCCCUCAGCGACUCGCUGUACGACAGCUUCUCCUCCUGCACCAGUCAGGGCUCCAACGACGUGUAGGGCCAACGAGCAAGGCGGCAGGGCUGUGGUGCAAGAGUCCAGUCUUUCUCUGUCAAGGUCUUGGCCCCCUUUUUGAAUUCCCUUCUCUUGUUUGGCUGUGGAAGGGUACAGUAGGCCCAUGGAGUGGAUUUGCAGGUAGAUUUUCACCUCUGUUCACCCUCAAGAACCUCCCUAAACAUGAGCUUUUGCAUUUGCAAGUAAAAAAACACUCAACAGGAGUUGGUUUGGUCCAGCUUUGAUCCCAGCCCCUGGUCCUGAUUCAAGCCCCGACUUCCAUUUCAUCUUGGAAAUGACUCAGACUGGACUAGCGUGGUCUUGACUACAGCCCUGACGCGACAGGUGGAGCCCUACCCUUGUACAUCCAACACAAAGCACUUAGUGGAGCCGGAGACACGAGAAUGAAACCUGAACCCAAGCACCAAACCAGGACUUUUACUAGUCUGACUCUGGACGUGGUGGACUGGACAGCAAUACACAGCGUUGUCUCGUUGCAAUUCUUAGUUAUCUUUUUCCCCGUGCUGAGGGAACUUCUUAUCAUUGCACUGUAAGAAAUACUGUACAAAGUUUGUGAGGAGUGUAAAGUGAGCGAUACAAGCGGUGAUAAGCAGGGCGUCUCGGGAGCGACGCUGAUGGGCAACAUUGGUGUGGAGCUGCAACAAAAUGCUUUGAUUGCAUUCCUGCUUGCUAGGAAACUAGAUUUAAACCUAAGGUGUCAUUUUAUGUUUGCUGCUAAGUACAUUGCCCAAAAGUUGCCCACGUGGAAUCACAACAACCAAUAAAACACCCGGUUCAGCUUUGUCUUCUUUUCUGAAGCAGUGUUUUUUUAAACUGUCACAUUUUCAGUCAUUUUUGUCGGUAAAGCCUGUCGCCAAUCUUUUCCCCGUGUGUUAUUUUGAGCAGUAACUCAGCCGACAACAGCAAGCAGAACAGAGAAUUGUGAAAAACGUUCUUCAGAUGACAUGAAAAUUAUCACCGUGCAGCUAACAAAACAGCAGUGUCAACUGAAAUGAUUUUCUGCUUCCACGCGGUACAUUAAUGAAUAAUGCUGAUUUUUCAGUGUCUGGCUGGUACACAGUUACAGCAAACAACCAACUUUUCGGCUUCAACGCACCCAGUGUCAUUGUUGGUAGCUCAGGGAACAUACUGGACUCAUGUAGAUUGUAAGAAUUGAAAAUGCAGCCAUCAGGAAAUUGUUGAUAAAUACAAAAAACUUUUUUUUUGAGUUCCUGAUGCAAAACUCCAGAAUCCAAACAGUCUAGUCUCAUGUAGCAGAACACACCCGAACUCUCCAAACCUCAGUUUUCCUCUCAUAGUUGUAUAUUAUGUUGUAUAUAGAAACUGCUAUAAGUUAAUUUCAGAAUGGGCAUUGCUGAUUGAUAUAUGCAAAUGAGAAAAAAAAAAAAAAAAGAUGUAAAUUGUCUGCCAAUCAUUCAACCAAGGUUUUGAGUCUACUGUCUGAAAAUGUCUUGUAUCUUUGCUUAUGGAAUUCUUUAGGGGUUCUUGUUUAAAAAAAAAAAAAAUCUUUAUUUUGAUCGAUAAGAGCUAAUACUAAAAUAUUUUAUCACUUUAUUUUAAAGACAUAUUUGAACUUUAGGUGAAGUUAUGCCAAAUCUCUAUCUGGAAUUUGACCAGCUGGUGCUAAUCAACAGAGCCGACUGUGUGUUUCAAUUUUUCUAUGAAACUGUUAAUAUUGUAUGAAGAGAGUCUGAAGAGGACUUGUGUAUUUUUCUAGAUGUCCAGUAUUUAUACCCACAUUUUGUACUGUCAGACUGUAGUGUGAUUGUCAUGCUUCACCUCUCUCCUUAAAUGUUCCUGGUUCCUUUGUAAAGAGAAAUGGUUACCAGCAGUGUUACUUUGGUAAUUAUUAUUAAUGUUAUUGUUAUUAUUAUUAUUAUUACUGUGUGCAAUUUUGUCUGUUACACCAGACUUUAAUGCUAUAUUUUAUGUAACUAUUUCCUAAAUAAAUAUG
Messenger RNA from Chelmon rostratus (copperband butterflyfish), 7955 nucleotides. Its product is annotated as nck-associated protein 5-like. Gene Ontology annotation, cellular component: microtubule plus-end. The record is from RefSeq and is a predicted model, not a curated record. The coding region runs from base 197 to 5986 and encodes 1929 amino acids. The transcript has 18 exons. Gene Ontology annotation, biological process: microtubule depolymerization; microtubule bundle formation. NCBI's taxonomy places the organism in Eukaryota, Metazoa, Chordata, Actinopteri, Chaetodontiformes, Chaetodontidae.